UAAAAUCUGAAGUACCUCCCCGGAGAGAAUAAAACAUUCUAACUUGUGAAUGCCUUAUUCAACCUCUCUGGGCUGAAGCAGAGAACUGGACUCUGCAUGCUGUUUCUACAUCUCGUCUUUGACAGAGAAGGAUUCGACCCACAACAUAAUAAGAUGUUCAGUAGGACUUUCUGGGUCUUUUCUGUGCUCUUACUCGUUACUUCUGAAGUUUGGGGUGCUAACAUUUGCACAUCCCGAGGCGUGAACACAUGCAGGGAAUGCCUCGCGGUCCAUCCUAGCUGCGGGUGGUGCUUUCAGGAGGACUUUGGCCGUGGAACUGCAAGCUCAUCUCGCUGUGACCUCAAGGAAAAUUUACUCCAGAAGGGAUGCAGUCAGCAGUUUAUUGAAUACCCCAUCAGCACCUUGAAUAAGCAGCAGGACAAGCCCCUGAGUGGAACGGGAUCCGGAGCAGGGUCCGAUGCCACGCAGAUCUCCCCUCAGAAACUGGAAAUUAACCUGCGACCUGAUGACUCUCAGAAGUUCACGGUCCAGGUGCGGCAGGUGGAGGACUAUCCUGUGGAUCUCUACUACCUGAUGGAUCUGUCCUACUCCAUGAAAGAUGACCUGCAGAAACUGCGCACUCUGGGCAACGAUCUGGCCACUGCCAUGGGCAGACUCACCAGCAACCUGCGCAUGGGAUUCGGGGCCUUUGUGGACAAACCACUGUCCCCUUACAUGUUCAUCUCUCCCAAGGAGGCCAUAGCCAACCCCUGCAUAGGCAUUCAGACGACAUGUAUGCCCCAGUUCGGCUAUAGGCAUGUUCUGACUCUGACGGAACAGGUGAGCCGGUUCAAUGAGGAGGUGAAGAAGCAGGAUGUCUCUCGAAACAGGGAUGCUCCCGAGGGGGGGUUCGAUGCCAUCAUCCAGGCUGCUGUCUGCAAGGAGAAGAUCGGCUGGCGUCAGGGUGCUUCUCAUCUCUUGGUGUUCACCACUGAUGCCAAGACCCACGUGGCUCUGGACGGCAGGCUGGCAGGCAUAGUACAGCCUAACGAUGGGAAAUGCCAUGUCGGUGAAGACAAUAACUAUGCUGGGUCCACCACUCUGGAUUAUCCAUCCCUGGCCCUGCUGACGGAGAAGAUGUCUGAAAAUAACAUCAACCUGAUCUUUGCUGUCACAAACCCUGUGGAGGAGCUCUACCGGAACUACAGUGAGCUGAUCCCCGGUACCACAGUGGGGAUCCUAUCUCAAGAUUCAGGCAAUGUCAUCCAGCUCAUUGUGGAUGCCUAUGCUAAAAUCCGUUCGAAGGUAGAGUUGGAGCUCCUGGAUCUCCCUGAUGAGCUUUCCCUGUCCUUCAAUGCCACCUGCAUGAAUGGAGAGGUCAUUCCCGGGCAAAAGUCCUGCUCUGGGCUGAAGAUCGGAGAUACAGUGACCUUCAGUGUGGAGGCCCGCGCCAGAGGUUGCCCCAAGGAAAAAAACAGGACCUUCACCAUCAAACCAGUGGGCUUCAAAGACUCUCUUCAGAUCACAGUGAACUUCGAGUGUGAGUGCAACUGCCAGGCCCUGGCAGUGCCCGCCAGCCCGCUCUGCAAUAACGGCAACGGAACCUACGAGUGCGGGAUAUGCCAGUGUCUACCAGGGCGCCUGGGCCCACGAUGCGAGUGUUCUGAAGGAGACUACAACCCCAGCCAGCAGGAUAAGUGCAGCCCCAAGGCUAACAGUUCCAUCUGCAGUGGGCACGGAGAGUGUAUCUGCGGCCAGUGUGUCUGCCACAACACCGACUUCGGGAAGUACUGGGGCAAGUUUUGCGAGUGUGAUGACUUCAACUGUGUGAGCUACAAGAGCAAGCUCUGUUCAGGCCAUGGGAAGUGCAGCUGUGGAGACUGCCUGUGUGAUCCAGACUGGAAGGGGGAUUACUGUAACUGCUCGACGCGCACAGACACCUGCAUGUCCAGCAUUGGGCUGCUGUGCAGCUCCAGGGGACAGUGUGUCUGUGGGACGUGUGAGUGCACCCAGCCCGGCGCCUAUGGGGACACCUGUGAGAAAUGCCCCACCUGUCCUGACGUCUGCACCUUCAAGAAGGAUUGUGUAGAAUGCAGAAAUUUCCAGAGGGGCAAACUCAAUGAUGAUAAGACCUGCGCCCGAAUUUGCCGAGAUGAAAUUAUACUGGUGAAAGACCUUGGUUUGCAUGAUAAGAAUGCAAUGAACUGUACCUACAAAGACGAAGAUGACUGUGUGGUGAGGUUCCAGUACUACGAAGAUGCCAGUGGAACAUCAGUCCUCUAUGUGGUCGAGGAACGAGAAUGCCCGAAGGGUCCUGACAUCCUGGUGGUCCUGUUAUCGGUGGCAGGCGCUAUCCUGCUCAUCGGCCUGGCUGCCCUGCUAAUCUGGAAGCUGCUCAUCACCAUUCACGACCGCCGCGAGUUUGCCAAGUUUGAGGAGGAGCGUGCCCACGCCAAGUGGGACACGGCCAAUAAUCCCCUGUACAAAGGAGCAACCUCCACCUUCACGAAUGUGACGUUCCGUGGAAACGCAGAGUGACACCGAGGAGUGCGGAGACUCGGGGGCCUGUUUACAUGGGAUUGUUGGCGGGUUGGAAAAGUAAUGUUGAAUGUUAUCAGGAGCCAAAUUGAAAUGGAACUCAGGGUAAUCCCUCACCUGUGCAUUGUUAGUGACAUUUGGUUUCUCAUACAAAGGGGUAGGGGAAUAUGGGGUGUCUGUAUUGUGGAUAUGGUGGGGUGGGAGGUAACUAACUUUCUUUUUUUUUUUAUUAGAAUUAUUGAAAGAUGUAAUUUAAAUUAUGCUGCAGGCAUGAACAUUUAACAAAAGGAACCCAGUACUGAGUGUUUAAUUUGUAGUGUAAUUGUUACAUUGCCACAUCACUGAUCACUUCCUAUUUUAUUAAUUAGCAACUGCAUCUUCUUCCUUUUUCAGAUAGUAUGGCAGAAAUAGCUAGGUAGAUUGAUGUUGUUGUUUUAUAUGUUAUAUGGUUUUGGAGUUACUGGCUUGAGCCUCUACUGAGAAAUGGCUUGUUCUCUGAGAUUGUGUUUGCAUGUAUGUGUGGAUGUAUUUGUAAAAACAUUGCACUGAUAGAAUACAGUGUUUGGGGGGUGCCAUGGACCUCCGUCCCAGGACAGAAUCACUCUCCAGCACUCAGUUACAUGUAGAUCUAUGUUUAUAAUGUUAGUAGAGAGUAUGAGAGGAAUAAUAGGCAGGGCUAGUGUGCUAUGUUUGUUUAGCUACUGUUGUUCAUUAUGAUUGUUUGGAUAAUUUAACUUGAUGCAACUUUCAGGUAACCUUUAUCUGGCAACUGUAGAGAAACAAAAAUUUGAUAUACUGUAUGCUUGACUCUUUAGGUACUAGUUGCUUUGACUGAUGCCAGAAAAACGGCUUGUGUUAUUUCGUUGUCAAAAUACCCAGUCAGUAUGUAUAAAAGGUGUAUGCUGAAAUUCUAAAUAUAACUUCCCCUGUGAGAGAAAAAAAAGAUUGUCUUUGCAAAUGAUAGAACUAUUACAAUGGGAUGUCACCAGGUGAAUCCAGAAGAUUCCCAUUAGAAUACUAUACAACCCCCCCCCCCCCCCCCCCAAUGCAAACAAUUACACCUUAAAGAGGAAGUAGCGGGGUUCCAAAAAAUAUAAUGUUACACUUCCCCACGUGUUGCUACAACUGUUUAAAUAACAUACCUGUCAUUUUUCUUUUCAUCGUUAACAUCCUGACAGCUUUUUACACUUAUAACUUUAAAGUCUGUUUCAAAGAUGUUUUCAAAAUGGGCGCUCUAGUGCACUGAUAGUAUAAGGAUUAUUUCCCACAUUGUCAAACAGCGAUCCAUGACGUGGUACGGAAUAGAAAAGCCAGAGCUGUGAUGUAGAGGACAGAUCUCAAACCCCAGUGCACUUUUGAAAAGACUUUAAAUUUCUAAGUGAAAAAAGCUGUCAGGAUGUUAACAACGAAAAGAGCAACGAAACAGGUAUGUGAUUUAAACAGUUGUAUCAACACAUAUCUUUUUUCGGAACCCUGCUAAAGUGGAAGUGGAUAUCAACCAUGCUGGGCUUUUUGCACAUACUUACUGGGUAGUGCAGAGCUAAUUCUGUUGUAUCCCUAGUGUUAUGCAUAUGUAUUAAUCUAUUUAUACACAUAUUAUAAGUCAAUGCCUCUAAUAGUUACGUUAUAACACAGGACCAAAACUGCUUUGGUUUCUACUGUCAGACUUGUUCAUUUCCAUCAGCAGUAGUUGGAGAUCAAAUCAAUUUCUAGUGGGACUGUGUGAGGCCCAGUUAAGAUUGUGGGCUGGCAGGACCCGAUCUCUCAAUCCGGAAUAAUAGUGGAAGUUACCUUCUGAGCGUCCAGAGUGAAGGCCUCGUCUCUCUAACUCACACUUAUGGUGGAAUGUACCUUUUCAGUGCCCAAUGCAAAGUGCAAAGGACGAGAGAGGCGGGUGUAAAUCUCAGACUGCAGAAAAAAUAUGUAGACAAAACAUUAGGGAUGUGAAUAUAUAAUACUAUCAGGAAAAUAUUGGUUUGAAUUAGUUCAUUAUUAGCGUGAUAUGUAAUACAUAGAGCAUAAUGCAUGGUGUAGGGUGUGAUAUGAAAAUGUAAUGCCCACCCGAGGGCUGGGAUGCUACCGAGGCUGGGUAUUACAUUCUCAUUUAUCACACACUACUCCAUGCAGUAUUUUUUAUAAUCUCUGGUGAGCAUUUGUUUCCUGCCAGAGUAAUAAAAUUCUGUGUUGCUUGCUGUGGGGGGGCUUACUCUGCUUAGGGGUAGGUGUACUAAGAUGGGCCAGUCGCAGCGCAAACAUACUGCAGUUUGCAUUUUUGUUGCGACACUUAGCAAAGUAAACAUUUUGUCGUAGUACUAAGAGAAAAUAUGUUAAUGACGAGAGCUUCAAUAUGCUAAUUUAAGUAUUUGUGCAUCUUCUUAGCAAGAUCUCUAGCAUUAUACAUUGCGAAAGUCAUGCAACAUUGUUCAAAUAAAUAGCGGGACUUGAGUUGUGGUUUGCUGCAGCAGAGGGUGCCCGAAGGAUAACAAGAGUGCAAGAAUUAAAUGUAAACGUCAUCUGUACAAUGCAUUCUCUUCCGUCUUCAUUUUACAUAUUUUAAUACUAUUAUAUAUAUAAAAAAUGAAAGCCAGUUAAAUCACAUCAGAUUCUAUAGUGGGAGCCCCACCUUCACCCCCAAAAAGCUUUUCAUAAUCAUAUAGUAACCUCUCGCUAAACCGGACAUGUUUGUCCAACAUAAGGAAAAAAAAAUUUAAAAUCGCACACACAUAUAUUUAUAGUGCUCAAUGUAUUUUAAAUGUAUAAAUUAUUGUGCUGAAAUAACACUAAUGUGUUUUGGGUAGGCCACACAUUACAUUAUGUAAAAAUAUGAAUCUGUACAGUACGCCUAUACAGUAUACUGUACAGAAAUAAAAUCAAAUGAUACCUAGUGCACUUUCUUUUUACUUUAGCCUGCCGGUAACACAAAAUAAAUCAUGCUGCUGCAUUGUACACAUUGGUGUACAGUGCGAAUAAAAGAUUAUUUUAAAUCGAAACUUAAUGAUUUUAGCGUAUUAUUAUUAUUAUUAUUAUUAUUAUUAUUAUUAUUAUUAUUAUUAUUAUUAUUUGGCCUACUUAGUAGCCUGGACAAUUAACACACAAUAGAUCAUGGUCCUAUACAGAUGCUCAGAAUGAGCUGGAAAGUGUUAGUGGCACAUGUGUGCAGUCUAUUGCUCCCAAAACGUUGUGGUAACCUGAAAUGUCAAAGAAAUUUGUUUUUUUGCCUUUUGUGAAAAAGGGUUUUUUGCCUAAAAAUGCAUUGAGCACAACUGGCAACGCACAAGAAAACACGGACUGGGAAAUGCCAGCAACAAUUGCGACUGUUUAAAACAUGCUUUCAAAAGUUCUUAACAAAUUGAUGCAAUUGUAAGUGUUGCAAUUGCCGGGAGCUUUCGUACAUCUCAUUAUAAUAUUUGAGAACCCUCAUUUGCACUGUCUGCCCCCUUUUUGCAAAUGUAUGCAGGAACGCCCAUAAAUACAUAUUCAUCUAAGCUUGAACCACAAAGUCAAACUGCUGCCUCAAAGCAUUCCCUAAAACGUUGCAAAUAGCAUUGUGCUUGUUUAGUACAUUUCACCCAAGACUUCCGACUCAUUUCCAACUGGUUUGCGACUAUUGAGACAGGUUCAACAUUUUAGUACACCUACCCCUUAGUCUAUGUCACUGAGUUAUUAGCUUGCGCUGGUGUCGUGUUCUGUUGCUUGUGUUAAUGAGCACAGGUUUCCCGUAAUAACCGUCCGGUUACUACGGGAAAUAGCAACUGAAUGAGCCAUUGACAAAAAUUGCUCACCAGUUAUUAUAUGCAGAUGUUUCUGUUUAAUGUGCAGGAGAUGGAAUCAGCAACAGCCCCAGUAUUAGAACAAGAUGAGUUGGAGUUUUCUCAAGGUGCCGAUGGAAAUGUGACAUUUGUUCAAUACCGCAUGCGUCAAAGUAAUUGCACUCGGGGAAAAAAAAGUUUGUGGAAAGCUCUCAGAAUUCUAUUUACUGCAGAUUUCAUUUCCAGUUUCUGCUCAAUUCCAGUGUAUGUAGAAAGUGUAUUUCCACCAGUCCAAUACCACUGUAAUAAUGUAGGUGCUGUUUACUGUAUUGUUAGAAAGAUGUUUAAAGACUUGUAAAGGAACACGUGGGUUCACUAUAAAUAACACAGGAGUGUGUCUUGAAUAGAUAAUUGUCCAUUUCUUAUGAAUUCAACAGGAAAUUAUGCUGUACUACUUGGAAAUCGCUACACAUUAUAAAGUAUUACAGCCUAACUUGUUAACUUGGAAUAUGGAGAAUAUGAUCACUCUCAAAAUGUCACACUACUGAUGUCAUACAGUAUUUUAUUAAUGUGAAUUAAUGGCUCAACAUCGUAUUAGACAGACCGUCCCAGCCUCGUCAUUAGCUAUAGAGCAGCGUAUCUUGUUCAUGGAAACAUUUAUGCUGAAAUGCAUUAGUUAGUCAUUUUGAUCUGUGGAUAUUCAUAAUGAAAAGCAGGAAGCAUUCCUUUCCCACUGUCUCAGUCGGCACAUCUUUCUAAUCUUUCCUGCUUUAUUAGAUACUAAACAGGACCUAAAACAUUCCAGUAAUACAUUACUGUAUCUUUAACUCAGGCAAUCCCAGUCCUGCCUGCCUUUGAUCACACUAGUGUAGAAACAUAACUCUUGAGUGACUGAGCUGUUAAAGGCAUAUGUUUCUUACUAAAGCAUAUGUCAGUGUAAUGGCUGUAAAUUUAAAAUGAUCGGUAUGCUGAAAAAGUUGGGCAUGACAAAUAUUAACAGUAUGUACAGAAUAGUAUAGAUUAAGAAUUGACAAAAGAAAAUGUUUAAUUUUCAUCCACAGCGGGGGAUAAUGAUGUUGGUUGGGGUGUCUGUUUUUGUGUUUACUACAGUCUGCCAUAGCUUUGUGGACUUUAUCAGAAUGAACUGUGCUGGUUUACAUUCGGGCUUCACUGCACAGGGCAGGGAACUGUGGUCCUGGUCCUCGAAACCAUUGGAGAGGUUUAGUGCUUUAGGACUUGGUCAAGCAAACAAGUCAUCUUUUGCAGAAUGUAGUGGCUUUCUUAUAUUCUUAUAUCUGUGACUCACUAUUCAUUGUAAAGGAUACAGUAAUGGGUCGAGGCUAUAUAUCACAUUCUGAUGUAGUUUAGCUACUAUGGGAGUUGUUUAAGGGAAUACUUUUAAAGUCUGUUUUUUUUAAUACAGCCCAGUUUGAUAUUUAUGAAACUGUUCUUUACUGUUGUUAAUUAAACCACCAAUAGAGCAGAACAGUUUCAGGAAUAUUAUUCAAAGCAACAGACUUUAUUAAAUUACUCACAAGUUAAAAGUUUAAAGCCUGAUUUUGUUAUGCUUAUAUUUUCACCACAACACUUUUAAUACAUUGGGAAGUUAUCACUCAAACCCAACAUGUUGCUUGUUUCCCUGUGCUGUUAGAUUCCAUAACUACAGGUGCUGUUGGAUAGCUUUUUAGAGGACAAAGCCAUGCUUUAUAUCUUCAUAAAGGACACUGCAGCUUUAAUUUAUUUUAUUCACAUUGUAUUUUGCUGUUUUCCUUACCUUUUGGAUGUCUUUAUAUAUAUAUAUAUAUAUAUAUAUAUAUAUAUAUAUAUAUAUAUAUAUAUAUAUAUAAUUUUUUUUUUACUGUAAAAGGUUGUUAAGGGAUUCUGUUAUAUUUUCUGGACCCAAUUUAAUUAACUCUUAAAAAUGGUUUUAGGAAAAUGCAAUACACGAUUUAAAUUUUGAUUAAUUAUUGUGGAUGUGUUAAUAUAAUAAAAAAUAAAUAUUGCUUCUCUUUACUUCGUUUAUUUAAAUUAUUUAGAAAUACUAAAAGAAACUCCACAGAUUCAAUCACAAACCUUUUUUUUCCCCAACGACUUCUUGUCAAAACGUUUGUCAUUGAAUUGAUUACAUUUUUUAAAUAUUUCUAAAUUUAGUGCUAUUGAGUGUUUAAUAGUUACGGAAGAUUGAUUAAAUAAUUGAAUUCUGUUUCCCCAGGUAAAGUUAAUUGAAUUGGGACCUUUGCCACUUCAAUUUUGAGGUUAUUGUGAAGUUAUUAACACUUUUUAAUGUGCAAUUGUCGUCUCCGUAUUGUAUUUAUUAUCCAUAAACCAAUAAAGAAAGGGUCAACUGUUUAAA
Molecule: messenger RNA, 8619 nt
Organism: Acipenser ruthenus (sterlet)
Lineage: Eukaryota; Metazoa; Chordata; Actinopteri; Acipenseriformes; Acipenseridae
Product: integrin beta-3-like
Exons: 15
Coding region: 97-2517 (806 amino acids)
Biological process (GO): cell migration; integrin-mediated signaling pathway; cell-matrix adhesion
Cellular component (GO): integrin complex; cell surface; focal adhesion
Molecular function (GO): integrin binding; fibrinogen binding; fibronectin binding
Source: RefSeq, a predicted model, not a curated record